AUGCCGGAGAUUGGAGAAGAAGGGAGAGGUAGAGGGGGGGUGAUGUUUUCUCUGAGACCGAGGUUCUUCGUCGAGGAAGGCUAUGACGAGGCCCGCCACUUCUUGGACUCGUGCUUCCUCUGCAAGAGACCCCUCUCCCGGAACCGCGACAUCUUCAUGUACAGAGGAGACACACCAUUCUGCAGCGUGGAGUGCCGGCAAGAGCAGAUCGAGAUGGACGAGGCCAGGGAACAGAAGUUGAAGCUUUCUUUAAAGAAUUCUUCGACAAAGGAGCAGCCGAACGCAUCAAAAACCAGCGCGAUCAACAGCCCACCGAAGUCCCAGAAGAUCCAUGUCAAAGCCGGUACCGUUGUUGCCGGCUAA
This is a messenger RNA of Musa acuminata AAA Group (dessert banana), 363 nucleotides long. Its product is annotated as FCS-Like Zinc finger 2-like. The transcript has a single exon. The coding region runs from base 1 to 363 and encodes 120 amino acids. The record is from RefSeq and is a predicted model, not a curated record. NCBI's taxonomy places the organism in Eukaryota, Viridiplantae, Streptophyta, Magnoliopsida, Zingiberales, Musaceae.